AUGGAUGCAGAUUCCAGCGGCCGCCCAGCAGAUCUAAGUAAAAGCAGCAUGGAGAACGGAGCACAAGGAGGAGAUCAGGCCAACGGUCUGAAUGCCCACAAAUCAAAUGGACAAGCAACAAGUGCAAUCAGCAAUGUUCAGGCACAAGCGCUGCUCCAACAGUUGAGUUUGACUCCAGCACAGUUGUUGUUGCAGCAAACGCAGGCGCAGCUCCUUGCCGCAGCCGUGCAGCAGUCUGCAAGUCAACAGACCAGCACCACUGGAGCCAAUAUCUCUGCCUCUGCGGCCAUGCCCAUCACACUGUCCCAGCCCAUUCAGAUCGUGUCUCAGCUGCAGCCGCAGGGUUUGAACCUGCAGCAGUUCGUGUGGGUUCAGCCAGGUCACUCCAUCAGUUCUCAGAUUCAGCCACAGUUCAUCAUAUCACCGUCACCUCAGGGUCAGACAGGUCUCCUGCAAGCUCAAAAUCUCCUGACUCAACUACCUCAAAGCCAAGCUAGCCUCCUGCCAACUCAGACCAGCAUCACCCUCACCACACAGGCGGCCACACCGACGAGCAAGAUUGCAGCCAUGCCAGCUCCAGCGGCGGCCACUCCAAAGUGCAUGGACGCGCCGUGUGUGGAGGAGGCCAGUGACCUCGAGGAGCUUGAGCAGUUCGCAAAGAACUUCAAACAGAGGCGCAUCAAGCUGGGCUUCACACAGGGUGACGUGGGGUCGGCGAUGGGGAAACUCUAUGGGAACGACUUCAGCCAAACCACCAUUUCCAGAUUUGAGGCCUUGAACCUGAGCUUCAAGAACAUGUGCAAACUCAAACCUCUACUGGAGAAAUGGCUCAAUGAUGCAGAGAACAUGUCUGCUGAUUGUGUGGUGUCGAGUCCGAAUGAAAUGUCCCCGGGUCUCUGUGAGAGUCUGAACCGGCGGCGUAAGAAGCGGACAAGCAUUGAAACCAUCAUCCGUCUGGCCUUAGAGAAGAGCUUCCUGGAGCAGAGUCAAAAGCCGUCAUCAGAGGAGAUCACGCUGAUUGCGGAUCAGCUCAACAUGAAGAAGGAGGUGGUACGCGUUUGGUUCUGUAACCGCAGACAGAAGGAGAAGCGGAUCAAUCCUCCCAGCAGCGGUGGCAAAUCGCCUGGAUCAGCCAUCAAAACCAUCUACAACAGCGCCACCACAGCGGUGUCCAGCGGCACAAACACACUGACGGUCAAUUCUGUGGUUUCUCUGAACAACAGCAGCAGCUCAAACCUCACACUCAGUGGUGGAGCUCUGGGUCAGGUGAUAUCUAACCCACCAUCUGUCAUCUCCGUGGCUCCUGCUGUGGCCACGGCUGCUCCUGCCGUGGUGUCACACUCGCUCAGCCCGUCCACCACCACCGUAAAACAGGAAGUGGCCGCUGCCGCACAGCCAGUUUCCACGGCGACAACGGCCACACAGGGGGCAGGGCAGCUGCUGGUGGCAGGUACAGGACUGGGUGGUGCUAAUCUGACUGCUGUCACGGGCUUGAACCCAACAGUCAUAAAGCCGUCACAGCUGACACAAGGGUGAGUGUGUGUGGUAUUGUGGACAGGUUUCGUGAAAGACAUCCCCAUGUCACA
This is a messenger RNA of Sinocyclocheilus rhinocerous, 1586 nucleotides long. RefSeq names its product POU domain, class 2, transcription factor 1-like. The transcript is spliced from 12 exons. Gene Ontology annotation, cellular component: nucleus. Gene Ontology annotation, biological process: regulation of transcription by RNA polymerase II. NCBI's taxonomy places the organism in Eukaryota, Metazoa, Chordata, Actinopteri, Cypriniformes, Cyprinidae. The record is from RefSeq and is a predicted model, not a curated record. Bases 1 to 1536 code for a protein of 511 amino acids. Gene Ontology annotation, molecular function: DNA-binding transcription factor activity, RNA polymerase II-specific; RNA polymerase II cis-regulatory region sequence-specific DNA binding.